ACAGCCAAUAGCCGAAGGUUCCAUGCAUUCGGUACUCUCUCCAGAUUUCUUGGGAUUUGCAAUCAGAGCUUUCAACUUCAGACGCUGUUUGGACUUCAGCUGAGUAACACUGUCGGUUGCUAAUCCAGUGUCCCUGAUUGAAAAUGCGUCCGAGGUUUUCCAUUCCACUCAUGGUGCGCACAGCUUUCGCUGAGUUCGUCGGAACAUACGUUUUGGUUGUUAUUGGCAACGGAAGUGUAGCGCAAGCCCAAUUGACUCACGGCCAGAAAGGUGACUAUUUCGCGAUCAAUUGGGGUUGGGCUCUCGGCUGUGUUCUCGGCGUUUUAAUUUCGGCCAAUGUAUCAGGUGGCCACUUAAAUCCUGCAGUUACACUGGCCCUGGCCAUUACUCGUAGAUUCGAAUGGAAAAAACUACCCGUUUACUGGCUCGCGCAAUAUCUAGGAGCUCUGACUGCGUCUGGAACGGUUUUAGGGGUUUAUUACGAGGCAAUCAUGCAAGGGAAAGUGAAUGGCGAAUUCCGCAUUCAUAAAGACUCGUCUGACCCAGGAUCGGCUUCAAUUUUUGCAAAUUAUCCGGCUCCUUACUCGUCGGCUGGUCUCUGUUUGGUCGAAGAGAUAUUAGCUACCAUGAUUUUCAUGCUGGUCAUUUGCGUAACAACGGAUAAAAGAUAUACGAAAAUACCUGCCUUCUUGCAGCCCCUAUUUAUUGGUUUCGCGUUACUGGCUAUUGGAAUUUCAUAUGGAGCAAACAGCGGCUACGCUUUGAAUCCGGCUCGAGAUCUGGGUCCUCGCAUAACAUCGUACUUAGGUGGAUGGGGAACGGGAGUUUUCAGCUUCAGGGACUACAACUGGUUUUGGAUCUUUAUCGUGGGGCCACACAUCGGUGCCAUUUUGGGAGUUUGCAUCUUUCAACUUCUCUUGAAGCUCCAUCAAUCCAAUGCUCUAGAUCUUACAAAGGUUGAGCAUGAUCAGCAAAUUCAACGUAAGGAACAGGAGCAGCAUGACAUUGAACUGAAUAACAUCAAGGCGAUUCAUGAUGACCAUCAUGCCCACGCGGUAGUCGAAUUACCAAGGAUAGGCCUACGCUGGUAAACCGCACGCUAAAACGUCGAGAAAACCAACAAUUCUACUAUUGUAAAUCGAAGAUUAAGCUAAAAAUUAGUUCGUAUCCUAAAUGUAAAGUUAAAAUCAGAUAUAAAAGUUUCCUAAACAUUGGUAAAAGAUUAAGACAAACUAAAUAAUCGUCUUGUUAACCUAUUAACCAUACAUUAAAAAAAAAACAAAAAACGUGAAGAUGACAUUGAGCAGACUUUCAAGGUGAUCGGGAAAUACACCCUUGUUUUGCCAUAUAA
Daphnia pulicaria is the source of this 1351-nucleotide messenger RNA. RefSeq names its product aquaporin-9-like. Gene Ontology annotation, molecular function: glycerol channel activity; water channel activity. Gene Ontology annotation, biological process: glycerol transmembrane transport; water transport. The record is from RefSeq and is a predicted model, not a curated record. Bases 144 to 1091 code for a protein of 315 amino acids. Gene Ontology annotation, cellular component: basolateral plasma membrane; plasma membrane. The transcript is spliced from 10 exons. Lineage: Eukaryota; Metazoa; Arthropoda; Branchiopoda; Diplostraca; Daphniidae.